Molecule: messenger RNA, 3198 nt
Organism: Lytechinus variegatus (green sea urchin)
Lineage: Eukaryota; Metazoa; Echinodermata; Echinoidea; Temnopleuroida; Toxopneustidae
Product: transmembrane 7 superfamily member 3-like
Exons: 10
Coding region: 70-1779 (569 amino acids)
Source: RefSeq, a predicted model, not a curated record
UAUGCAUAUUUAAGUCGUUUUGAAUACCCCCAAAAAACUGCCGUCCUUCUCGAAAUAUUUUCAGUUAAAAUGAAGGCGAUUUUGGUCACAUUUUGGUUUCUUGCUAUUCUUGGACCUGAGCUCUCGCUCCAAGACGACUGUUCGGACGCACAAGAUCACUUACAGAUCAUAGCAGAUGAAUUCACGCUCUACAACGUGACGACGACGUUACCAAAGUUAACGUGCCUCAAUCUCACCUUCCCUCACUUCCCGAACGUCACCUACACUUCAGUGUUGAUACAGUACCAUGUAUGGAACUCUAAUGUGACUGGCUCGCUUUACGCCACUCCACGACCUGCGUAUGCAGUGAUGGGUGAUCAUCUGGGCUUGGUUUGGCCCGCAAAUCGUGUGGGCACCAUGCAGAGUUACUUGAGCCUGACCAACGACAACGAGACUGCGUCUGAAGCCCUGAUUUUGUAUUCACCGUUCAACAGCUCGGUGCCUGUCCCCGGUGGAUGUAACAUGGAAGCUAACCUUCAGAUCAAUCCAAACCUCAAGAUAGCAUAUCAAGUCGAGAACGUUCUCAUCAACGUCACUUUCUCCAUGGCGAAUGUCGGUUACGACAAAGAUCCUCCUGCCUGCGCGGGUUCCAAUCCAAAAAAGAGCGUGCUCCGCUAUGACUUUUAUAUCCUGUUCAUCGACUGGAACAAGUAUUCAAAGAACUCUCUGUUCAGCGACUUGAAGAAGAUGAUGACCGUUGAAGGCAUUCUGAAACAUGGUAGAAAGAUCCAUACUUUUGGCAAAAAUGACAAGCUGGAGCUGAGUUUGGCGAUGUUCAACGGACGGGGCGUUAUCCUGAAUGCGAUAGCGAGAGAUUCAACGACCAACCAGAUGGCACCCUACUCCCCGGCAGUCACCUACGCCUGCGGGAAUAACCAUGGGAGCCUGUGCUCUGGAAGGGUUCAACCUUUAUACGGUGUAGUGUUUGCUGUAGCAAUGAUCAUUGGAGGGAUAAUCUGCUUCUCAGGACAUCAUUUCUUCCAUGCAGAGAUUGUAUUCUUUGGAUAUCUUCCAUUCUGUCUCUUCUCGAUCAUGAUUCUGUCUGCAAACACCGCCCUCACUCAAGAUGUAAUCUUGUUGAUUUCUCUGACCAUGGGUAUUCCUGGUGGCUGUAUGUGGUUGGCCUUGUGGUGGCGCUUCGGUUACGUCCUUCCCAUAAUGAUGUGGGUGUCGUUGAACCUUGGAUUCCUCUUCUCUGCUAUCAUCUUCUUCACUCCCUUCGGAAAUUUGAUUGUUUGGUAUAAGUCAGUAGCCUAUGGUAUGGCAUACAUGUGUGGGGUUAUGAUCAUUCCAGUAAUCCUCAUCGCAUUCUCAAAGUUUCUGAGCAUGCUUGCGUGUGCAGUGUGGGGAAGCUAUCUUGUCAUAGCCGGCAUUAGCUACUAUGGAGGCGGUGUUCUUCAUUACAUUGUGCUGAACAUUAUCCAUAGAUCUUACAUAACAGGGUAUAGUGAAGCCCAUGUCAUUGUACCGAUGAACCCUUUAGAUUAUUUCCUGAUAGGCUUAUGGUUUGUACUGAUCGUAGCCGGUGUUCUUGUUCAGCGUCGACUCACUAGAGGGCGACGUGACUUCCCACUCUGUCGUUACAAGGAGAACCUGCUGAAGCGUAACCACGAGAAGGCGAUGAGGAAUCGUAACCGCUACGAGGAUCGAGAGCGCCAAGGCCAGCAACGCGUGUUGGAGGAUCCUGCGGGAAACGUGAACGCGGGCGAUGACGACAGGAAUCCACUCAUUGUAGAUUAGUGAAAAAGAAUGCUAUGUGAGAUAGUUUUAUACUAUAUGGUCUACAACCAGUUGGUCUAAUUCUCAGAGAGUCUAAUAUCAAAUGGGCUAAAGCUAUUUGGUCUACUUUCAACUCAAUGUAAAUUAGUGAAAGACCUUGUUAUGUGAGGUUGGUAAAUAUUGUCUUGGUCUACACUAUAUCUCAGUCUAGUAUCUCAAGGGCUAAAUUCAUUUGGUCUAUUUUCAAUAGUGAAAGAUCUUGCUAUGUGAGAUUGGUCUAUAUUCCCUGGGUCUAUGAGCACUUGGUCUACUUUUUAGGUACUAAUAUCACAUGGGCUAAAGCCAUUUGGUCUACUACAUAUCAAUUAAUUUCAGAUUAAUGAAAGACCCAGAUUGUUGAUAUUGUCUUGGUCUAGACUACUUCUCAGUCUAAUAUUUCAUGGCCUAAAUCCAUUUGGUCUACUAUGAAUUCAUUGUAGAUGAAUGAAAGGCCUUGUUAUGUGAGAUUGUCUUGAUCUAGAGCACUUCUCAGUCUAAUAUCUCAUGGGCUAAAUCCAUUUGGUCUACUAUGAAUUCAUUGUAGAUUAAUGAAAGGCCUUGUUAUGUGAGAUUGGUUGAUAUUGUCUUGAUCUAGAGCACUUCUCAGUCUAAUAUCUCAUGGGCUAAAUACAUUUGGUCUACUUUCAAUAGUGAAAGACCUUGCUAUGUGAGAUCGGUCUAUAUUCCCUUGUCUAUGAGCAGUUGGUCUACUUCCCUGGUAGUCUAAUACCACACCCCACCCCACCCCCACCCAAAAAAAAGAGGGAGAAAUUUGCAGACCAAAAUAUGCAUUUUUAAUUUAUUGCUAUAACACUCUAUGGGUAUAGCCUAACUGGAAAUUAGGCUUAUAGGUUCAUGUAACAUUGUAACUGGGCUAAAUGGAACUAAAGCAAACACUGAUUAGACAAAUAGGUUAGACCAUGUCGGAUGAUACCAAAUGGAAAAUAGACAAAGCGGAUGUAGACCAUUUGGCAAUUUACUUUUUACAUCGCUGGAAUACUUGAUGAAAGUAUUAGCUCAUUUUCCUCAAUUUGAGGUAAAACUAUCUACACUUUAUAUGUACAUGUAGUUCUUUAUACAUUCCUUCCAUUAAUAAUCAUUUAUCAUCAUUAGAUGUUCUGAAAACUUAGGGUAUGCCUUUGAAGUGUGUCCGACAAAUUGAGAUUCCCAUUUUUCUCCAAAAUGAGCAAAUAAUAUUUUUACAUUUGAUUUACAGCUUAAUAAAACUCUGUUUAUCUUUUAUAUAGAUACCAACUCGGAUAACUAAUUUAUUUUCAUGUAUGUGGUUUGGAGUAAUAGUUCAUGGAUAUUCAUGUGAUUUAGACUAAAAUUGCAUGAAUGCUAUCAAAUCUACUUUGGAAUAAUUUAUUAAUAUUCGGGUUACUGGGAUUAAUAUUUUCC